Ogataea philodendri is the source of this 939-nucleotide messenger RNA. RefSeq lists its product as uncharacterized. Lineage: Eukaryota; Fungi; Ascomycota; Pichiomycetes; Pichiales; Pichiaceae. The coding region runs from base 1 to 939 and encodes 312 amino acids. The transcript has 2 exons. The record is from RefSeq and is a predicted model, not a curated record.
AUGCUAUCGUUCUCAAGAUGGGCGUCGAUCUUGGUCACGACUCCCUUGACUCUAUCAAGAGUACCUAUCAAGUUGAACUUGCGUAGUUCUUUCUCGAGCUUCCAGACCUUGAUCUCGCCAUUCCACGAUCCCGACAGUAUCAAAUCGCUGUACGGAAUAGCACAGAUGGCUGUGAUCCAAUAUGGUUGCGGCUUUGGAACUUGCAGUUUGGCUUCAUCUGGAUUCGUUUCCGCGCUCGCCCGCCAAACUUCCUUCUCAGGCUCUAACCCGUGUGCUUGUCUUUGGAUGAAUGUAGGCUUCUUCUUGGCCAAAGACCAUAAACAAAUGUUACCGUUGUCCGAGCCGGUAACAAAAUGGGAGUCAUCAAUCAUAGAGACACAGUCGAUGCUGCCCUCUGCUUCUGUCUCUGGAUCCAACAGUGACACAUCUUUCCUGGGCCAAAGCAGCAAUAUCCACAACCAAAUCCUGAUGUCCAUACAGGGUUUCCAAUUGUGCCAGCUGAUUCACGCUGUACGUUCUAAUUUUCAGAUCGGCACAGGCUGCGUACAAUUGGUCGCUAUUUCGACGGAAAGCAAGACCCAGAACUUCGCCUCGACGAUCUCUGAUCUCCAUCACUCUCACAGGAGCAAGGUUCUCGCUGCUCCAUAUUAUUAUACGCUUGUCUCGUGCUCCCGUCACAACAUAUCUACCAUCAGGACUAACGGCGACGGCCAGAAUCUCGCCGCAAUGGCCAUUGUUCAUCUGUUCCUUGGAAAUCUCUGUGUAUUUGCGCCCUCCUUUGGCAAACUUCAUUUUCUGUGGUUUCUUUGUCUUGUCACUAAUGUCCCAUUUCACCAAUUCCAUGUCUUUGGAGACGGUGUAUGCAUAUGGGUACCGCACAGCUACUCCGGUCAGCCCCUUGCUGGCGACCCGACUAACGGCGAUCUCCACAUCGUCUAG